Parnassius mnemosyne (clouded apollo) is the source of this 765-nucleotide messenger RNA. The record is from the annotation of a GenBank genome assembly. Lineage: Eukaryota; Metazoa; Arthropoda; Insecta; Lepidoptera; Papilionidae.
AUGAGGGAUGUUUGGCGAAGACAACACGAAAAGAUUGAAAAAAGCUUGAAAUCCGGAAUGGCUGUGGAAGAUAUUCCUACUCCAUCAUUAUGGUAUUAUGAUUUACUCAACUUCUUGAAAGAUCAAGAGACGACUAGAAGUUCAAUAACUAACAUUAAAAUAGGAAACAAAGAUCGGGGACCUGUCGAUGAGGAAUUAGGAAUAAAUAGAAAUGAAGAUGUAGAUUCUGAUAUAUUUUCGGAGUCAACGCAAUCACCAGCACCCUCAACAGUGUCUACUACGGCAUCUCGUGAUAGUAAUAAAAAAAAGAAGAGACCAAGAGAAGAUAUUCUUAGUAAAAUCAAUGCUCAUCUCAGCGAACCUAUUCUGAUAGACCGCUGGGAACAUACAGCAAAAUCAUGGGCUGGUAUUUUAAAGAGUUUACCAAAUGAUCAACAAAUUUUUGCGGAGAAAUUAAUUAACGACGUUUUGUUUGAAGCACGAAUGAAUUCCCUCUCUCGUCAAAGUCGUAUUGAUGUAAAUCAUAAUGUUAAUAUACAAUUGCUUUCUAAAAAUGAAAAUGUUCAAAGUGCUCAUAAUUCAAAUGCUACUACUGAUGAUACUUUUUUACAAAACCUUUUGAUAAAUCCUGUGAGUGGUCAAUUAAUUCAUGUUCCUCAGGAGACGAACAAUCAGUCACUAGAAAUUGCAGAAACCCGAUUGCUCAAUUCUAAAACAUCUCAAAACUUACGAUGUAUUUUAAUAAUUUUCAACCACGAUGUAUAA